AUGUACAACGCAAUGUCACUCGCUUCAUUCGGAUAUCCAAAAUCGAGGAAGGACUUCGACCCCGAAGCGACAUACGUCCGCUCACAAUUCCUCUCGCCAAAGACCUUUGCCUACGCACGAGCUAUCAUCGCUCUCUACUGCUGGAUGACCAUCAUCGUCGCCUACUCCUGGCUAGCAUACGAACAGGCGCACAACCAACUCCGCGAUGUCAACAUUCCUCCCUAUACUCAAAUCCUCGAUCGAGGAUUCAUCGCCAAGUCCUUCAGUUUCUUCACGUUCAUUGAAUUCUGGUCACAAGCUUUCUACUUCAUGGUCUCCUCCUGGCACACUUUCACCUAUGCCAGAAGAGCUCCAACAGGCAAAAGCCACCUUCACGAUGACUUGCCCCGGUUGCUCCAAUUCGCUCACUCUCUCUGGCACACCACAAUUAUCACCUACCCGUUCCUGGUCAGUAUCGUCUACUGGAGCAGCAUGUACGCUCCUCCCUGGUCAAGCACGAAGGCCUUCACGCGAUGGAUCAAUAUCUCAGUCCACGGUCUCAACGGUAUUUUCGCAAUACUCGAGAUCAUCUGCAGUGCUGUAAAGCCGCCUCCUUUCGUCCCGCAUCUGUCGGUAGUAUUACUGGGACUCUCCUUAUACUUGGGACUCGCAUACGUUACGAAAGUGGACCAGGGAUUCUAUGUCUAUGAGUGGAUGGACCCGAAAUGGGAAUGGAGAAGCAUUAUGGGUCAUAUUCUGGCAUACGCGGGAGGCAUGGUGGUCAUCUAUUGUGUGGUGUGGGCUGGCAUUUGGGUGCGUGAGAGGCUGCUGAGAGGUCGUGCGAGCAAGCGCGUGGUGUCGAAUGCUACAUCGGGUACCCAGACCGAAGGGGAUGGAGUCUAA
Cercospora beticola is the source of this 882-nucleotide messenger RNA. RefSeq lists its product as uncharacterized. Gene Ontology annotation, cellular component: membrane. Lineage: Eukaryota; Fungi; Ascomycota; Dothideomycetes; Mycosphaerellales; Mycosphaerellaceae. The record is from RefSeq and is a predicted model, not a curated record.